AUGUCUGGACCGCUCCGCCUGAAACUCAACUGUAUUGUCUUGGGCGAUAAUCCUCGCCGUAUUUUCCCGGUCGAUAUUGAGCGGACGGAGAUUGUCGGCGACCUCAAAGAGGUCAUCAAAGACAAGAAAAGGCCGGAGUUUGACCAUGUUGCCACUGACCGUCUUGAGUUAUGGAAGGUCGACCUGCCUAUCGACGAGAUGAUUGAGCACAAUCUCAACAAUCUUACACUUGACCCAACGAAAUCCCUAUCACCUGUGGAUGAAAUGGUAGAGAUUUUUCCCGACGCUCCUCCGCGCAAGUAUCUGCAUAUAAUUAUCCAAUGCCCGCCUGCCGUGUCUUCCGGACCGCUCCGCCUGAAACUCAACUGUAUUGUCUUCGGCGAUGAUCCUCGCCAUAUUUUCCCAGUCGACGUUGAGCGGACGAAGACUGUCGGUGACCUCAAAAAUGUUAUCAAGGUCGCUAAGAAGCCAGAGUUUGACCAUGUUGCCGCCGACCGUCUUGAGCUAUGGAAGGUGAGUGAUCUGAUGCCUACGUUACGGAACUCGAUCAUGGACGGAGGCGUCGAGCUGCGCCCGUUAACCGAGCUGUCCGAUGUGUUUGCGGAUGGAAUAGAGCGCGGAUGUAUUCAUAUCGUCGUAAAACAUCCUGCCGUUGCACGACACAUUCCAGCUGUUGAUAGGUGA
Molecule: messenger RNA, 684 nt
Organism: Suillus fuscotomentosus
Lineage: Eukaryota; Fungi; Basidiomycota; Agaricomycetes; Boletales; Suillaceae
Exons: 4
Coding region: 1-684 (227 amino acids)
Source: RefSeq, a predicted model, not a curated record